Molecule: messenger RNA, 321 nt
Organism: Acanthamoeba castellanii str. Neff
Lineage: Eukaryota; Discosea; Longamoebia; Acanthamoebidae
Exons: 3
Coding region: 1-321 (106 amino acids)
Source: RefSeq, a predicted model, not a curated record
AUGGUCAGGUUCUGCAACAAGUUGGACAAAUUCAUCCUGGUCCUCUUCUGCAAGCACUCUCAAGCAGCCAGCUACAUGCAAGAGAUUUCCAAUGCGCCAUCUCACUUGGUCCAGUUCAACACUCUCAUGCCAGAGGACUACUUCCUGUCCUUCACCAUGCCAGCCCCAGGUCUCUGGCACAAUGCCAACCAGAAGCCUGUUAAGUAUGGCCAAAAGCCCCAGGAGGCUGGCUCUCUCAAGCCAGGCAAGUACCUCAAUGCCUUUGCACCUGCUCUGCCUCGUUGGCUGCUGUCCUGGCUGGCCACAAUGCCAUCACUGUAG